AUGGGUCGAAGAAACCGUAACGUUAAUAAAUUUGCACAACGCAAGCGAGAACGGAAGGAACAGGCAAAGAAUCCACAAGAGAAACCUGCAGAUGAUACACGUAAGCAUUACGAAGAUAUAGUGAGAGAAAAUGCAUCAUUUGAAGAAUAUUACAAGACUCAAAAAGUGUGCCCAGAAGAAGAAUGGUCAGAUUUCAUGACAUCUCUAAAAGAAAAUCUACCCACAGCAUUCCGCAUAACUGGUUCCAAGUGUGAGGCUGAUGCAUUGUUGAAUAUUGUUAAGAGUGAAUAUUUCUCAGACAUUCUAAAUAUGAAAAUAAAAAAUGGAGAUAAAGAUGAGGAAGAAGAGAUAAAACCCAUUAGUUUACCAUGGUACCCAGGAGGCUUAGCCUGGCAACUCCGCCUAUCCAGAACUGACAUUCGCAGAAAUGAAUUGCUGUACAAACUCCAUAAUUUCCUAGUAGCAGAAACAGCUGCAGGAGGUGUUUCAAGACAAGAAGCUGUGUCUAUGAUACCACCAGUUGUGUUGAAAGUGGAACCUCAUCAUAAGGUAUUAGAUAUGUGCGCUGCUCCCGGUUCCAAGACAGCGCAGUUGAUAGAGUUCCUGCAUGCCGAAGAAGAGAAAGUACCCACUGGUUUUGUAAUGGCGAACGACGUUGACAAUAGCCGAUGUUACAUGUUGGUACAUCAAGCCAAGCGCUUGAAUUCACCCUGCAUACUGAUCACCAAUCACGAUUCUGCCGUUAUGCCGUCGCUCAUCACCACUGACGAAAAGGAUCCUACAGUGACAAAACCAUUAAAGUUCGACCGGAUAUUAUGCGACGUACCUUGCUCUGGAGACGCGACCCUGCGUAAGAACCCCGACAUUUGGUUGAAAUGGUCUACUGGGAAUGGGAAUAACCUUCAUGGCAUACAAUACCGCAUACUCCGUCGUGGCUGUGAACUCCUGGCUGUGGGCGGUCGUCUCGUCUACUCUACUUGCUCCUUCAAUCCUAUUGAAAAUGAAGCCGUUAUACAUAGGCUACUGCAAGAAAUCGGCGAUAGCGUUAAACUGGUGGACGUGUCGGAUAUGCUGCCGGGAUUGAAGUUUCACAAGGUGCACUGGUGUCAGUACGCUGCUUGUGCGCUCUUUGGUGCACUCGUGCCUUUGGACACCUUGAGUACACUAGCACCUCCAGUGCACUGGUGUCAGUACGCCGCUUGUACGCUCUUCGGUGCACUCGUGCCUUUGGUACACCUUGAGUACACUCGCACUUCCAGUGCACUGGUGUCAGUACGCUGCUUGUGCCUUCGGUACACCUUGAGUAGACUCGCACUUCCAGUGCACUGGUGUCAGUACGCUGCUUGUGCGCUCUUCGGUGUACUCGUGCCUUCGGUACACCUUGAGUACACUCGCACUUCCCAGUGCACUGGUAAGCCUGCUUGUGCGCUUGAGUACACUCGCACUGCCAGAGCACUGGUGUCAGUACGCUGCUUGUGCGCUCUUCGGUACACUCGUGCCUUCGGUACACCUUGA
Molecule: messenger RNA, 1515 nt
Organism: Parnassius apollo (apollo)
Lineage: Eukaryota; Metazoa; Arthropoda; Insecta; Lepidoptera; Papilionidae
Source: the annotation of a GenBank genome assembly